This is a messenger RNA of Drosophila rhopaloa, 2730 nucleotides long. RefSeq lists its product as uncharacterized. NCBI's taxonomy places the organism in Eukaryota, Metazoa, Arthropoda, Insecta, Diptera, Drosophilidae. The coding region runs from base 88 to 2571 and encodes 827 amino acids. The record is from RefSeq and is a predicted model, not a curated record. The transcript has a single exon.
CAAAAUCAUUGCCCUAGCCGGGCAACUACAAAAUUUCGUAGUAUUUUAAAUCCCCUAUUUUCGGAACACUAAGACGGUCAGGUCACAAUGAAUUCCUGCUGCUGCCGAUCGCAUAGCGAUCGCACGGAUCCGAUGGCCUGCCUUCCGCAGUUUCCUCGUCUCCAGCGGGUCCAAAGUUGUAGGCCAUUCUUGGAGGGCCGCAAGUCGGCCAGCUGCUGUAUGUCGAGCGAACGGCGAUGGGGUCAGAGGAACGGGGUAAUGGUCGAAUUGCUGGCCAAGAUGGUGGACAAAUCGGCCAACACGGUCUGCCAGUUUCUGCACCAACUGACCCUGCAGCUCUUCGCGAGGAUUCUCUAUCCCUUGAUGGCUGGUUGGAAUACGCUCAAGAUACCAUUUGUUUUGCCCGAUACCUGUGAGCUUUACUACGGGAUAUUCGAUGAAUGUGGUAACCUGAGAAAGCCCAUGCCGACUAGGACAUUCGUUAUCCUCAUAACCAUUUUGCAGUACUUUCUGAACCUGCCAACGCAAAGGGUAUGCCGGGGAAAGAACAAAUGUACAGCUUGUAAGAAUAAGGAUAAUAUGAUCAAACACCUACACAAUCCCGGUUAUUGUGGCAAAGAUGCCAUGACUCCAUUUUCUGGACGUAGGACCACUGAAAAGGCACCAUCACCGAGAAGUGAAGUUUGGGCAGGACUCAGGCGAUUGGGGUAUGAAAGGUCAGGUGGUCUUGAUCUAGAUAGUUAUCCCUCGGAUGAGUCAAUACCCUAUGGUUAUGCUCCUUCCCGGUGUCCUUGCCAGGCCAGAGAUCCCGCGGUUGCGAGGGCUCAGUGGUCCAGACGAGGAACUCCAAGUCCAUAUGCCAAUAUCCAGGAUCCCAUGGAAUUAGAAAGUGCCUGCGAGAGGGUACUGCGAAGUCCCAUGUUAGCUCCUGAAUGCAGUCAAACAUCUCCAGUGGCAUCCCUUUCCCCAGAAGCAGCUCAACUUUAUCACAUUACCCAAAUCUCGAAUCUAUAUACUGCAGUUGUAGAAAACCGGCAUUCAAGAAUAUUACUUGGAAGUGGAAAGCCGCCAAAGCAAAGGGUAAUUCCCUGCACUGAGAAGAGAUUCUCCGGCGGUUUCAUGAUGCCCGAACCCUACUUCAAUGGCAUGCCCUGGAGUUGGCUGCACAGGGAUCCGCAAAAAAUGAUGCGACUUCCAAGUGGAGGACUACCAUUGGAAAUCCCACGUUAUAGACGACAACCUUUGGAUGAGGAAUACCAUAGUUUUAGAAGUAGAUAUGAGGACAUGAGUAGACAGGUUAACCCCUUCAAAGAAGGCGCUCCCUCGCCUGUUGAUAAAUAUCCAACAGCAAAUAGAUUUACCCCUGAAAAAAGCCUCCAAUCUAUUAGCUGGAAGGAAAGAACCCUAGAUCCGAAAGAUCAAUUUUUCUUACCCACUAGUGGAAGACGAAUUCCGGUUGAAGAAAAAAAGAAUAUGGAGUGGGAGGAGCUGUUAUUAAAGAGAGUUAAUCAGCCUAGGAAAACUCAGGGUGCCUUAGAUUACUGGAAAGAGAUGAUGGAAAGACAUCAGUUGAAGAUCGAUCAAGCAAGAAAUAACACUUUGAGCAUACGGAGCUUAAUGGUUGAGAAAAAUAAUAGUUUCCCGAGUUCAGUAAGACAAACAACUGAAAGAAAACUUUGGAUAAUAAAAGCAUAUCGCAAUCGUGGGGAUAGUGUAGCGCCGCAGAAUAGAAUAAAACCUAUAAAUAGUGAGAGACUAAUUCAGAAAUUAAAGGAUUCAAUCGGGCAAGACAACGAAUCCUCAGAAAUAAAAACAAGACAAGCCAGGAACAAGUCAGUAGAUGAUGUACUCCGAUUGGUAAAGAGAGAUGAUGAAAAUAAUGGUGGACAUAAGUAUCCCGAUCCCGAGGAUUACAGAAAAGAAAUGGCUAGAAAUCGACGUUAUCAAAGGAAAACUGCCGGAGAAAGUAUCUUGCUUAUAAAGACUGCAGAAAGUAUUGUACGAAAACGUGGAUUUAUUAAGUUAAAUGAGACCAAACAGCCAUUAACAAGACAAGAAGAUAAAUCAUGCUUAAGGAAACCAUUACUGAAGAAAAUGUGUAUUGAACACAACAAGCCUAUCGAUAAGAGGGUGCGAUUUCUUUUUCACAAAAAUCCUAGCUUGGAAAGGGUAAAGCCAGUAGAAAAUCUAAAAACGAAAAUCAGACGGACUUUCUUUUUACCAGGAGGUGGCGAUCAACUACCAAAGCAGUAUAGUAAGCCCCAUGAAGGUGGUCCCAAAAUUAAAAAGUUGUCAAGUGCUAAUGAUGAUAGAAAAAUAAUAUUUAAGCCUAGAAGGGGAAAGUCGCCGGAAAAAAUUACCAGAAAAAAUCCAUUUCAUUCAGAUGACUCUUCAAAGGAUAAAUCACAAGCUUCAAAUCUAAAUCCACAGAAGAAAUAUCAUGGCAAUCCGAAAACGAAACCCAAUAAAUGCCUUGAAAGAAGUUGCGGAUUACCAUCCAAAAUAUUUGAUUUAACAGAAGUGGAAACCUUAAGGCGCAAGCGAAGAAAGCCAUUAAGCUCUAUGUUAUGAAAGCUCUACUCAUUUAAUUAGCAUAUUAAUAUUUUUUUAAUACCUACCUAAUUUAUCUUAAAUCCACAUGAGCCAUAUAGUGAAUUAAUGUUAUUUCGCUGCACAAAUUGUAUAUAAAUCAGGGGCCUGACCGCCUAUUAAAUUUUGGUUUAAACUGUG